Messenger RNA from Telopea speciosissima, 882 nucleotides. RefSeq lists its product as uncharacterized. Lineage: Eukaryota; Viridiplantae; Streptophyta; Magnoliopsida; Proteales; Proteaceae. The record is from RefSeq and is a predicted model, not a curated record. The coding region runs from base 1 to 882 and encodes 293 amino acids. The transcript has 2 exons.
AUGUCUCAGAUGUGGAGAAGAUCUCCUGGGAGAUUCGGUAAACAAUUGAUCCACUUUCAGCGUUGGAAGCCGAACUUUUGUAUCCAUGAUAAGCAUGUGGACACGAAAUUGGUUUGGGUUCGCUUUCCAGAUCUCCCUUUUGAAUAUUGGCAUGAAAACGUCCUUCAGUCGAUGGCCAAGGUUAUUGGCCGGCCUAUGGAUCUGGACAGUCGUACUUGGAAUGGGGUGAUGGGGCAUUUUGCCCAUGUGUUGGUGGAAGUGGAAGAUUCAUCUUCCUUUUCAAGGGUCUAUGAAUUCCAGGUUGAACGAAAGCAGCCCCGUUCAGAGAUUCCUUAUUUCUUUAAGCAGUUCAUUGUCUAUGAAGAUGAACUCGACCGCUGUAGUUAUUGUAAGAGAGUGGGUCAUGUGAGCAAUGGUUGUUGCCAGAAGGAGGAUGAAGCCAAGGCUGCAAGAGUGCAGCAGUCUGCUCUAGGGGAUGUCAGUUCGAACAUGGUUGGGCGAGUUGGUCCUAGUGAUUUGCCUCAGGCAUCUAUCGGUAGUGCUCAUGGAGGGCGGCAGUCUCUAGGUGGUGGCGCUAAUGGUGGUUCCCAGACGAUCUUGGCCGCUGCAUCUCCUGCUCAGAUUAGCCACGGUGGGGGCAAUCUCCAAGAUGGUCUUUCCUUGCAAGGAGGAAAUCUUGUGAAGAAUUUUAGGAAUUCACAACUAGAGAAUCGUGGCAAGAUUCACCUUGUCGUGGAUCUGGUUAAUCCAGUGAGGAAUGACCCGGAUAGCAACUUGCGGGUGGAAGGGUCGAAGCUGGACCUGAUUUUGAGUGAAGAGGAGAUUGGGUCUUUAGACUCUGAUGCUGGCUCGUCUGAUGGCGUGGACCAGAGGUGCGACUAG